This is a messenger RNA of Poecile atricapillus (Black-capped chickadee), 945 nucleotides long. It is a transcript of the gene SMIM38, whose product is annotated as small integral membrane protein 38. NCBI's taxonomy places the organism in Eukaryota, Metazoa, Chordata, Aves, Passeriformes, Paridae. The transcript has a single exon. The record is from RefSeq and is a predicted model, not a curated record. Bases 1 to 132 code for a protein of 43 amino acids.
AUGGAAUCAGUCCUUUUGAUGAUUUUACUGGUUGCAAUUAUAUUAAUACGAUUCAUUUUGUGGUCCUGUCUUAGUACUUAUAUAGAUUAUAAACUGUCCCAAAGGUUUCCUGACAGAAGAAAAGAGGACUAAAGGACUUCAAAAGCCUCAUUCAGAUUUGAAUUGACAAUGUGGAGAGCUGGAUAAGGUAAAUGGAGCUAGAGCAGCUUUUACCUUGGGAUCUGAUGAGAGAGAAAUGACCUUUUAAGACUUCAGCUGCAUGAAGAUUCUUCAGAAAGUCUCACUGAUAAAGGGGAAGGAAUGACAACUGAUUGAGUCAAAUGACUUCCUAUCCAGCUUGGGCAUGAAUUUGUUGUUGGGAACAGAUUUGUGGACUUCUACCAAUUAAAUGAUGUGGACAAGCUGGAAGGAACCCUCUUGCUGGGCAGUCCAAGAGUGCUCAGUGUCUACGUGCCACGCUCUGGGCUGGCAGGAGCAGAUUUUUACAUGGCUGGUUGAUUUGUUACCACAUUCCUCAUGGCUCCUCUCAGCUAGAAACUUUCAGUCUGUUUCAUCUGAAGCUGCCAAAUAUUCACAUUGCUUAGCAAGCAAUGUAUCUGAGUACUAGUACAAGGUGGAUACCACUGGGAUAAUCUGUUCCAUGGAAGACAGAUUUGUGUCUCAGAGAUUUUCUGAUGGACUCUGGUUGUGCUUCAGUACCCACAACAGUGACAAUAUAAGUGAGUUUUAACGCCAAAGCCCUUCAAGGGACCUUCAUGUCUAGCCUGAAAUAAGCACCCUACUAGGACACUGGAAGAUUUGACUGCUUGCCCAAGGACAAAGUGACUUGGGAUUUCUUGGUUCACUUACCUGGCAGAAAGAAAUAAAUUUUUCCAAGUGAACUGUCUCCUUUGAAAUAGGUGUUGUAUUAAGUCAAACAACCUAAAUCUUACUGCAACUCAGUGU